UAAAAGUUUACAUAUGUCUUCAACCACCGAUAAACAUCACUUGAAACAAUUUAUUAAGCUUGGACUCCUCUUUCGAAGUUCAGGGUCACUCUGUUUAGCUUUCUUAGUUGGACCCACCAAAAGUUUCAGAGAUGAAGGUAUUUGUUCGGGAAUGCAGAACCGAUAAGCUUAUUUUGACAUGGGAAAAUGUCUCUAAUGACGCUACUAUUCUGGAUUUAAAAAGACGAAUUUGUCAUGAGAAGGAAAAGCCUAAAGUGAACCGACAAUCUAUUCGUCUUGAGCCACGAGGGAAAUCAAUAAAUGAUAGUAAACGAAUAUGUGAUUUAGAGGCUACAAAUUCAUCGGAAUGUGUGAAUUUAUAUUUGAAAGACUUAGGACCUCAGAUUGGAUGGCGUACAGUAUUUUUAGCCGAGUAUACAGGACCAUUAGUUAUUUAUACAGUUAUUUGGCUUAUUCGACAACCAUUUUUUAAGAGCAAUGUAAUUUCUCCGAUGUCAUCUGAUUUAUAUCUGCGAAAAGUUGCUCUAGCUUGUUGGUGUGGACAUUAUAUUAAACGUUUAUUGGAAAGUGUAUUCAUUCAUCGAUUCUCUCAUGCUACAAUGCCAUUGCGUAAUCUAUUCAUCAAUUGCUCAUAUUAUUAUGGAUUUGGUUUGUUUGUUGCUUAUUUCACAAAUCACUAUUUGUAUACACCACCCACCUUUGGUCAUACACAGAUUGUGAUUGGCUUCUUGCUGUUUAUAAUCGGUGAAUGGGGAAAUUUCUGUUGUCACUUGACGUUAAAACGUCUUCGACCAGCUGGUUCGAUGAUUCGACAAAUACCUUAUCCAAUGCCAGGUUGGUUCUUCACUCGUAUGUUCAACUUAGUGGCAUGUCCAAACUACACCUAUGAGGUUAUAGCAUGGAUUGGUUUCACGAUUAUGACUCAGACUUUACCGGCUCUGUUAUUCACAAUUUUUGGAUUUCGUCAAAUGGCUACUUGGGCUAUCGGUAAACUGAAAGCAUAUCGACGUGAAUUUCCUAAUUUUCCAAAAUAUCGUAAAGCAAUUGUUCCAUAUAUCCUUUAAGGAUUGUUUCUAAUUUCAGUUUUAUCUUAACAGAUAAAAAACAAUGGGUCCAUAGUUUGCCAAUAUCUUGUGCUUAUUAUUUUGCCCCGGUUUAUGUUGUACAAUCAAAGAAGUGUGACCGUUUCUUUGUGUGUGUGUGUGUGUGUGUGUGUGUGUGUGUGUGUGUGUGUGUGUAUCUGUGUUUUUACCAUUCCACUAUGUAUCUGUUUUCUUCUCAUCCACUUUUCUUUUCAAUACCAUUGCCUAUCAAACAAGUUUUC
Messenger RNA from Heterobilharzia americana, 1324 nucleotides. Lineage: Eukaryota; Metazoa; Platyhelminthes; Trematoda; Strigeidida; Schistosomatidae. The record is from the annotation of a GenBank genome assembly.